AUGGCGCAGCCGACAUACGCCGGGCUCGCGCGCGUAGAGUUCGAGUACGAGGCGCAGACAGAGGACGAGCUCACCGUCCAGGAGGACCAGGUCGUCUGGGUGCUCGAGGACGAUGACCAUGACUGGCACAAAGUCAAGGUCAAAGUUCCCGAUCCCUCGACCGCCUCUCCCCCCGGCCUCGUUCCAGCCUCCUACCUCGCCCCCGUCCCCGCUCUCCGAACAACAACAGCCCUGUACGACUACGCGCCCGCUCGAGACGAGUCUACGGGAGAGCUAGAGAAUGAUGAGGAGAUGGAGAUUGCGGAGGGAGAGGAGUUGGAGGUCUUGGAGGAAGAGAGCGAGUGGGUGCUUUGUCGCAAGACGGGCGGGACGAAAGGCGUCGGAUAUGUGCCGGCGACCUAUAUCGAUGGCGGUGCGGGUGCAGAAGAAGCUGCUGCGGCAGUCGAUGCUCCCGAAGAAGAGGCUCACGAAGACUACGCACAAGUGCACGAGGAGCCCGAGGAGGAGGAAGAUCACUCCGAGAUCAAGACCUGGAGCGUGACGAUGCUCGACGCAAAGAAGAAGAAAAAGAAGGGCACGCUCGGCGUUGGAAACGGCGCGCUUUUCUUUGCGAGCGAGAGCGACAAGACUCCCGUCCAGCAAUACCCGCUCUCGUCUCUCGCCGACAUUGCAAGCGAAAAGUCGAAGCACCUCCACCUCUCCUUCCCCUCUGCACCCGACGGCGAGCCACUCCACUUCGUGAUUGGCGACAAGUCGACCUUUGACGACAUCGUCGCCAAGAUCGAGUCGGACCGAGGCGGACCUGCUACGAACGGCGCUUCUUCCUCUAUCCCGCCUCCGCCUCCUCUUCCCGGCACGAAUGGCUCUGCUGCGCCUCCGCCACCACCACCGCCUCCGCCUCCUCCUGGUCCUGCCGCCGCUUCUUCCUACAUCCCGCCUCCUCCGCCCAUCCGCAGCACCCCCUCGACUUCCUCGGCCCUCCCUCCUCCUCCAAUCCGAAGCGCAGCCACGCCUUCCCCCGCCCCUCCUGCCGCACCUCCCGCUCCCGCCGCGCAGAAAGGCAACGCUCUCGCACUCUACGACUUCGAGUCGCAGGGCGACGACGAGCUCUCCCUUGCCGAGGGGGAGCGCGUCGAGUACAUUCCUGGCGGAAGCGACGAUGCCGAGUGGGCGAAAGUGCGCCGAGUAGACGGAAGCGGCGAGGAGGGAGUCGUCCCGGCGAGCUAUAUCGAGAUCGACGAGGGUGUCGACAUGAACGCUUCCGCCCUACCUCCUGUCCCUGCUGCUCCGGCGAUGCUCUCGCCUGUUACGACCGCUCCGCCUGUCCCCACUCCUCCACCACCUCCGCCUGCACCGCCUGCGCCCGCCGCGAACGUCUUGCGACCUCCGCCUAUCCGGUCUGUCGCCGCUGCAAACGCAGAGUCUCGCCGCUCUGUCCCGCAGGGCGACGAGGACGCCGAAGACGAAGCAGCGCUUCGCGCGCAGCUCGAGGCAGACGCAAAGGCGCAGCGCGACCGUGAGCGACGGGCGGAGAAGGAGCGUCGAGCGGAGCGCGAGAGGCGCGAUCGGAUGAAGAGCCAGCCGCGCGCUUCGCCCAUUCCUGUCCCGAACACGCGGGACGAAGUCGAUUCCGACUCGGGCGCUGCGCCGCCUCCUCUCGCUUCACGUCCACCAAAGGAGAAGAAGCGCGAGGUGCGCAAGCCUAAUGCGGCCAAGACGCGAAUCUGGAAGGAUCGCACGGGCCAAUUCAAGGUCGAGGCGGAGUUUCUCGGGCUCAACGCGAACAAGAUUCGCUUGCACAAGCUCAAUGGCGUCAUUAUCGAGGUUCCGGUUGAGAAGAUGAGCCUCGAGGAUGUCGCGUACAUCAAGCAGGUCCAGUCGGGCGGUAGUAGCUCGUCGAGGCGCGACCGGGAGAGGGAGCGCGAGGGCAGCAGUGACCGCCGCGAGCGGGACAGGGACCGCGACGGCCGGUCUCGCUCGUCGCGCACGGACGCCGUCAAGUCGGUCGUGACCGUCUCGAAGCCUCGUCGAUCCGACUUCGACUGGUUCGACUUCUUCCUCCAAGCCGGCUGCGACGUCGAUCACUGCACGCGGUACGCCCGCAACGCCGAGAACGAGGGGAUCGACGAGACGCUCAUCCCGGACUUUGAGGAGUCGAACCUGCGCGGGUUGGGCAUGAAGGAGGGCGACGUCAUCCGCGUCAAGCGGUUCAUCAAGGAGAAGUACGCCAAGCCGCCGCCUACGCCCGACAAGGAUGCACCUUCGUCCUCGCUCUCGCCCGCCGCAGCCCUGAGUGCGUCUGAUCGCGAUGCACAGAUCGCUGCCGACCACGCGCUCGCCCAAAAGCUCGCACGAGGCGAGCCGAUCCCGCCUGCGCCUCAGCUGUUCAGCUCGGGUCCGGAGGGAACGCUCAAGCCCCGUCGAGGAAGGCGCAACACGGCUGCGAGCAACACCUCCGUCAACUCGGGCGCGUUGACUGCAGCCGCCUCGGAGCUCGAGAAGAAUCGCACGACUUCGCCCGCGACUACUCCAUCCGCCUCAACUCAGCGACCGACUUCCCCUGUCGAGAGCCGGAAGCGGUCGAGCUCGACGGUCCCCGUCCACGGCGGUUUCCCCGUCCACGGCGGUUUCGACGACGAUGCGUGGGAAGUCAAGCCGUCUAGCAAGCCGGCAGCGUCUGCACCCUCGCCUGCUCCCGCCGCGCCUUCUCCUCCGCCUGCACCGACGCCGCCUCCCGCUCCGCCGGCGCCCGCCCCAGCCACGUCGCCUGCCCCAGCACCUGCGAAGCCUGCCGAGCCGCCUCGCACCGACUCGAACGCUGGCCUGACUUACAACGACGGCUUGCUCGCUCAGCUCGGCAUUGGCGCGACCGGCAUCUCUUCCCGCCCCUCGUCUACCCCCGCCCAAGUCGCCCAGCCGACUGGCUCAUCGUCGUCGUUUAUCACGCCACAAGCGACCGGCUUCAACCCGAACGCGCCACGCGGUCCCAUCGCACCUGUUCCGGCGAACCAGGGUCUCCUCGCCCCCCUUCAGCCGAUGCGGACGGGCAUGCCUGCCGCUCAGGCUCUUCAGGCGCAGAACACGGGCUUCUUCCCUGGCGCCACCACGAUUGGCGUCAUGCCCAUGUCGACAGGCUUCUCGGGCAUGCCGAUGAUCAGCCAGCCGACCGGGUUCUCGAGCAUGACCGCACCGAUGUCGAUGCAGCCAACCGGCUUCGCCCCUCAAGCGACGGGCUUUGCCUCGCAGCCGACCGGUUUCAGCUCGCAGCCUACCGGCUUCAUGCAGUCGCAGCCGUCAGGCUUCAUGCAGCCUCAACCGACCGGCUUCGGAGGCGGCGGGUCCGUCUUCAACCAGCCUCAGCAGCCGCAACAGCCUCAGCAGCCGAUCCAGUUCAACCCGAUGCCGCCUUCGUCGUCCUCGCAGUCUUCGGCGAACACGGUCGCGUCGACCGGCGCAACGCACAACGCACCGACCAACGUCUUUGCGUCAAUGAAGGACGGCACGUUCGCCAAGGGCUCGACGCACCUGCCGCCGCAGGACUCGACUCGCUACGACGCGCUGCGGCCAGGCAUGCUGCAGGCUCAGCCGACCGGCUUCAUGCAGCAGCCGCAGCAGCAGAUUGGAAUGGGCAUGGGCAUGGGCGGCAUGAUGCCGCAGAUGACUGGCUUCAUGCCUCAGCAGCGGCCGCAGUACGGCUACCAGCCUUACUAG
This is a messenger RNA of Rhodotorula toruloides NP11, 3711 nucleotides long. Its product is annotated as cytoskeleton assembly control protein Sla1. The record is from RefSeq and is a predicted model, not a curated record. The transcript has 9 exons. Gene Ontology annotation, molecular function: cytoskeletal protein binding; protein-macromolecule adaptor activity; ubiquitin binding. NCBI's taxonomy places the organism in Eukaryota, Fungi, Basidiomycota, Microbotryomycetes, Sporidiobolales, Sporidiobolaceae. Bases 1 to 3711 code for a protein of 1236 amino acids.